ACGGCGACAUGGGUUCCGGCACCGCCUUUCGGACGGCCGCCGCUUUGUUGCUGCUCCUGGCGCCGCUCUCCGGCUGCCGCGCCGACGCAGUGAACGCUUCGCCGUCCGCGGCCGGGGUGUGCUCCUCGUGGGGGCGCUCCCACUGGCGCACGGCCGACGGCGCCUUCUUCCGCCUGCCGUCGUCGUGCAACCACCGAGCGGUCGGCGACUGCGACGGCGACGGCUACGAAAGCUUCGACGUGCAGGUGAGACGCCGGGCGGCCCGCGGCGCCGGCGCCGACGCCAUCCAGGCGGUGCUGGUCAGGUUGGACGCCGACGUGCUGGAGCUGCGGCCGCACGGCGCCGUGCGAGUCAAUGGGAAAAGCGUGUCACUUCCUGUGGUGGAGCCGGGCCUGGUGAUCGAGAACGCUUCGGCAGGCCUCCUGGUCCGGUCCAGAUUCGGAAUCCAACUGGUCUGGAACCUCGAAGACGCCCUGAGCAUCGAGAUGGACGGCAAAUACGAGGGCUCGCUCUGCGGCCUCUGCGGGAACUUUGACGGAAUCGACAACGAGUUUGCCAAAGACGGAGCGCCGCUUUCCGUCGCCGAAUACGCCGCCCGGCACAAAGUCGGCGGACCGGCGGAGACGUGCGACGAAGCCGGAGACGAGCCCGCCCCGCGGCCCGACUGCGGCCACGAGGAGUUGUGCGCACGGCUCUUUUCGGGCGCGGCCUUCAGCGGCUGUCGGAACCUCGUGGACGCCGACGCUUUGGCCCGAGCGUGCAGGUCCGACGUCUGCGCAUGCGGCGAGGAUCGGCCGGCCCCGACGGCCCUGUGCCAAAGCGCGUCCGAGCUCUCGCGACAGUGCGUGCGCGCCGGAGGAACGCCGGGCGCGUGGAGGAACGCCACCUUCUGCCCCCACGAGUGCCCGGCCCCAAAGGUCUACGUGGACUGUCUGGCGGCCCCGCCGGGCACCACCGGGACCGAAUGUGAGAGCAGCUGCGCCACCCUGGACACGGCAUGCAUCAGCCACGGCUGCGUGUCGGGGUGCGCCUGUCCCGACGGUCUGGUGUCGGACGGGCUCGGGGGCUGCAUCGAGGCCGGCGGAUGCCCCUGCGUCCACAACGGCCAGACCUACCGGCCCGGACAUGUCCUCCAGGUGGACUGCAACACCUGCACCUGCGCAGGCAGAAAGUUCACCUGCACCAGCAAUGUGUGCGAUGCUGUGUGCGCCAUCUAUGGCAACGGACAUCUCAUCACCUUUGACGACAAGAGGAUUGACUUUCCGGGACAGUGUGAACACACGCUCGUGCAGGACUACUGCGGAGACAACGAGACGGAGGGAAGUUUCCGGAUUGUCAGCAGGAACGUUGCAUGCGGAAGCUCGGCAACCACAUCCUGCUCCAAGAUGGUGAAGAUCUUUGUCCAGGACGAUGAAGAAUACCACCUGAGGGAGGAGAAGUUCCACGUCAUCCGGAGCCGGCGCCGGCUUUUUCCGGCUCAGGUGCGCCAGAUGGGCAUCUACACGGUGGUCACCAUUGAACCGGGAGUCGUCGUCAUGUGGGACAAGAAGACCUCCGUCUUCAUCAAACUGGCGCCACGCUAUCAGGGCAAGGUGUGCGGUCUGUGCGGCAACUAUGACGGAAACAUUCGCAACGACCUGGCCAAGCGUUCCGGAGAGAGCGUCGCCGACGCGCUGGAGUUCGCGAGCGGCUGGACGGCCUCGGAGUCCGACUGCCCCGCCGCCGCACGCCUCGGCUCGCUGUCGGACCCGUGCGGCAACAACCGCUACCGUGCGGAGUGGGCGGAGAGGCGGUGCGGCGUCAUCAUCGGGCCCACCUUCCAGGCCUGCCACUCACGGGUGGAUCCCGGUCCGUACUACGACGCGUGUGUGCGUGACGCGUGCGCGUGCGACAGCAGCGGCGACAGCGAGUGCGUGUGCACGGCGGUGGCGGCCUACUCCAAGGCUUGCAGUGAGGCCGGAGCUUGCGUACGAUGGCGGAGGCCCCAAUUCUGCCCCAUCUUUUGCGACUACUACAACGCCCCCGGGGGCUGCGAGUGGCACUACAAGUCGUGUGGAGCUGACUGCAUGAAGACUUGCAGGAAUCCUUCGGGGAGUUGUUCGCAGCUCAUCAGCGGCCUAGAAGGUACACACGUUUGACCGGAACGAAUCUGGUGAUUCGGGUCCACGCAAGUGUUGUGUUGCGGUCCACGGGAAUGUGGUGGUCACCCCAGGAAGCGAGUGUUGUCUUGUUUCAGGAUGCUACCCAGAGUGUCCUCUCAGUCGUCCGUACUUUGACGAGGACAACAUGACGUGUGUAUCGUGGGAACGCUGCG
Hippocampus comes (tiger tail seahorse) is the source of this 2314-nucleotide messenger RNA. Its product is annotated as mucin-5AC. NCBI's taxonomy places the organism in Eukaryota, Metazoa, Chordata, Actinopteri, Syngnathiformes, Syngnathidae. Gene Ontology annotation, molecular function: protein binding. The coding region runs from base 9 to 2138 and encodes 709 amino acids. Gene Ontology annotation, cellular component: extracellular matrix. The transcript is spliced from 14 exons. The record is from RefSeq and is a predicted model, not a curated record.